AUGGUCGUCAAGGAGUUUCUCGACUCCGAUAGAGUCAACUUUCUCAUAUGGAGGUAUCUCUUGGAAGGCAAUUACCGAGAAACUGCCGCCAAAUUUCAAAAAGAAUGGCACGUAAAAGAGCCGCACCGCGAUCUUGAAUUUGCUCCCCAUGUUCAGGGUCAUGCGCUCGUCUCCGUCGUUAACAGAGGCCUUCUCUACCAGGCUCUGGAGCGCGAACACACACGCCAAAAGCUGCCGCAAAAUGCUGCUCCCUCAGAAUCAGAGACGUUAAAGGUUGGCGUCUUUGGGCCUCUGGAUCCACCGCUAACGGCCAAGAAGGAGAGAGAAGAAGCGACAGAGGCCCUAGAGGCAGAAAUGGCGAGAAAGCGCUCGCAAGCACAAUUAACAAACGGUUCGCCGUCAAAGCGACCGAAACUCAGCAACGGCUUCGACGCUUCCACCGAGGCUGACGCCGCCUCCACCACGCCCAUGGACGUGGACUCUCGAGAUCAGCAAGCCUAUCCAUCGCCACUCGAAGGCGAGCAGGUGCCGCCGUCCAUGGUGCACACUGACGGGCCCGAGCAAGGCACGCAAAUUGAAAAAGUCGAGGAAUUAACCCCAUCCACCACCUUUAUUCACCUCAUGGACGACACCGCCAGUGCCGACCGCCCAUCGUCGGCAUCCUCGUCCGUUGCCGAUAAUCCUCCUAUUUUACUUCAGUGCGAGUGGAACCCCAGAGAUCCAUCCAUGUUGGCGGCUGCUGGAACGGAUGCGCUAGCGCGGGUAUGGACAGUGUCGCGUAGCAGCGCCGAGCCAGGCCAGGAUCACGUGCAGCCUAGAGCCCAUGCGCUGAUUGAUCCCGACACGCCGCGAACGACAACUGUGACAGCCUUGGCUUGGACUGCUGACGGCGCCGCUAUUGCUGUAGCCACGGAUUCCGGUUCCCAAGCCAGCAUCAAUGUCUGGUCUGCCGAUGGCGUCCACGUCCAGUCUAUGGAGGUGGCCGAACCACCCGUCGUCAAGCUCCUGUGGAACCCCAGCUGCACAGCGCUGCUCGCCAUAUCUCCUGAAAAGGGCGGCGCAAUGGUGACAGUGUACUCGUCGCCCUCUGGAAAUUCUCUGUCAUAUCAUUUGCCCGGCCACGACAUUGGCACGACGCCGCUUGACGCCACAUGGACCAGCGACAUUGAGUUUUUGCUGUGUGGUGGCGACCUCCUCGUCAGCCUGCACUGCACAGACUCCGAUAUUUCCCAAGUUCGCAAAUUCGAAACAAAUGACGACGACAGCUUCUCCCAAGUGUUGUUUGACUGGCGCUCCAAGUUGGCCGCCACUUCUAGCGACAAGGGCGUACUAGAUCUCUGGGACGAAACCGGCCAGCGACGAUCCAUCACAGCGCACACCGGCGCCAUUACAACCAUGCAAUGGCAGCCUCUUGCACCCGGCCAAAUGGCGGCGGAUGAUGAGCGUCUUAUUGCUACGGGUGGUGACGAUGCUGCGAUUCUGAUUUGGAACGCGAGAAAACCAGACAGCAAAGCUAAGUGCUUGAUAACAAUGGGCUCGCCAAUCGUGAAGCUUGCAUUCACACCCGAUGGCGCAUUCCUGGCCGGUGCUACAUCAAGACAGGUUCUGAUCUGGAAGGUUGGCAGCGUCAUGCCUCGAGCCAGCUGGAACCGACCUCCGCACCCCGGCUGGUUGACGCCCAAGGGAACGUCAGAUUCGGAUGAGGAAGACGAGCACUGCCUGUGCUGGGAUAUGAGCGGUCAAAAGCUAGCCUAUGGCUCAAACAGCAGACUCGCCGUCAUCAACUUUGGCAGGUAG
Molecule: messenger RNA, 1797 nt
Organism: [Torrubiella] hemipterigena
Lineage: Eukaryota; Fungi; Ascomycota; Sordariomycetes; Hypocreales; Clavicipitaceae
Source: the annotation of a GenBank genome assembly